AUGACUGACAUCCUAGAACGCUUAGCUGAUAGGCAAGGUCCUGGAUCACUUAACCAACUUGGGGGACGAGAAAGAGGAGAGGACCGAGCCUUAGAAAGAUUUUUGAAGUUUAAUCCGCCUAAAUUCGUUGGUGAACCCGAUCCUAAGGUAGCGGAGAAUUGGUUGGAAAGAAUGACCAAUAUAUUCGCCGUCUUAGACUAUGCUGAGAAUAGGCAAAGGGAGGAUGAAUUUAUCAAGUUGAAACAAGGGACCCUUAGUGUAGCUGAAUACGAAGGAAAAUUUACUAAACUUUCUAAAUAUGCCCCUGAAUUGGUAACCAAUGAGCGGAAGAGGAUAAGGCGGUUUGUGCAGGGACUUAAUGUAAAAAUCCAGGAGGGCUUAGCUGCAGCUCAAAGCUCCACAUUUACUGAGGCUUUAGAGAAAGCGCAACGGGUAGAAAGUGCAAGAAUGCAAGUUAAAAACUUUCACAAUAUGAAGAGGAACUUUUCUAGUCGUACUUCUAGACAGACUAGUAAGAGUUCACAGCCUUCUAAAAUUGGAAAAGGAAUGAGAGGAUUAAGGACUACUGGACCUCCUAGGGAAGCUUUAUCCAGAGGAGGUCGUAGUGGACCGGUUCAGAAUAGGGGAGCGCCUUCUAGUGGUUUAGCCAUGACCCCUCAAGUCACUUGUGAAUACUGUGAAAAAUCUAACCACUCUGAGAAUGAAUGCUGGAGGAAGUCUAGGAAGUUUUUGGCUUGUGGUAGCACGGAGCACCAACUCGUGAACUGUCCAAGUAAAACGAAGAUGGGAGGGUUUUUACCUUACUUGGACCAAUUUGUCGUGGUCUUUAUUGACGAUAUUUUGGUGUAUUCUAAGAAUAUGGAGGAUCAUGAGAAGCACUUGAGGAUUGUUUUGCAAACUCUAAGGGAACACCAAUUGUAUGCUAAGUUUAUCAAGUAUGAGUUUUGA
Messenger RNA from Coffea eugenioides, 948 nucleotides. RefSeq lists its product as uncharacterized. Bases 1 to 948 code for a protein of 315 amino acids. The record is from RefSeq and is a predicted model, not a curated record. Lineage: Eukaryota; Viridiplantae; Streptophyta; Magnoliopsida; Gentianales; Rubiaceae. The transcript is spliced from 3 exons. Gene Ontology annotation, molecular function: nucleic acid binding; zinc ion binding.